GCGCUAGGGAAUUAGGGAUUUCUUCACUGGGUCAUCUUUAGCUGACCAACAACAGGCAUACUUUGACGGAGGGUUAAUAAAGUCACGUUUCCGUUCUCACUUUCUUGUUUCAUUCCCUUUUUUUUUUUGGGUACAGUUGUUCCCAAUUGUGCAUCUUCUUUUCUUAUAUAAACACACACACAUAACUUUAUAUCUCAAAUCGAUAGCCAGAUAAUAGAAACACAGGGUAGAUAUCUAGUCUUUAGCCAUGUUAGAGCAGUUACUGAUUUUUACUAGAGGAGGAUUGAUACUCUGGACUUGUAAAGAGCUCGGAAAUGCUCUUAAAGGAUCUCCCAUUGACACAUUGAUCAGGUCCUGCCUUCUAGAGGAAAGAUCAGGUGCUGCAUCGUACAACUAUGAUGCACCAGGUGCUGCAUACACCCUCAAGUGGACAUUCCACAAUGAACUCAACCUUGUCUUUGUUGCUGUGUAUCAAAAGAUUUUUCAUCUUUUGUAUGUGGAUGAUCUAUUGGCUAUGGUGAAGCGAGAGUUCUCGGAGAUUUAUGAUCCUAAAAAGGUGGUGUAUAAUGAUUUUGAUGAGAAAUUCAGGCAGCUUAGGAAGGAGGCAGAAGCUCGUGCAGAAGAUAUGAAGAAAUCAAAUCAGGUGGCAAAACCAGUGAGUAACAAUAAUCUAAGUAAGAAGCAAGGAAAAGUGCAGAAGAUAGGUCUCUCUGGAGGUGAUAAUAAAAAAACCAGUAGUGACUCAGGAAGUGAUGGUGGAGACGGUGAAAAAUCAAAAGUUCGUAAAACAGAAAAUAGUAAUGGUCUUGCUAGUGGUAACCGUGAUGGAUACGGGAAAGUGACUGCAAAGGGUAGUACCAAUGGUAAAGAAAACGAGAGCUCCAAUAAUGGGGCUUUUGAUGUAAAUAAGCUACAAAAAUUAAGAGCUCAAGGUUCAAAGAAAACUAAUGCUGUUGUUAACAAGGUUCCUAAAGCGGAUACAAAGAAAAAGAUAACAAAAAAGAAUAGAGUCUGGGACGAGGCACCGGUUGAGUCCAAGCUGGACUUUACAGAUCCAGGAAAUCAGAAUGGGGAUGAAAAUGUUGUGGUUGUAGCAACCAAUGAAGGUGAAAGCAUGAUGGACAAAGAGGAGAUAUUUAGUAGUGACAGUGAUUCUGAUGCUGAGGAUGAGGACAAUGAGGACGGCAAGACGGUUAAAAAGCCGGAUACCAAAAAGAAGGGAUGGUUUUCUUCAAUGUUCCAGAGUAUUGCUGGGAAAUCAAAUUUGGAGAAGGCGGACUUAGAACCAGCCUUAAAAGCUCUGAAGGACAAGCUCAUGACGAAAAAUGUGGCCGAGGAGAUAGCUGAGAAGCUAUGUGAAUCAGUAGCAGCAAGCCUUGAGGGUAAAAAACUAGGAUCAUUUACAAGGAUAUCAUCGACAGUGCAGGCAGCAAUGGAAGAGGCACUUGUUCGCAUUUUAACUCCUAGGCGUUCCAUUGACAUUUUAAGGGAUGUCCAUGCUGCCAAGGAGCAAGGCAAGCCAUAUGUGGUUGUCUUCGUUGGAGUUAAUGGAGUGGGAAAAUCUACCAAUCUUGCUAAGGUUGCUUAUUGGCUUCAGCAGCAUAACAUCAAUGUAAUGAUGGCUGCAUGUGAUACAUUUCGUUCUGGAGCUGUUGAGCAGCUACGCACCCAUGCUCGUAGGCUCCAGAUUCCUAUAUUUGAGAAAGGGUACGAAAAAGAUCCUGCAAUCGUUGCGAAAGAGGCAAUUCAGGAGGCCAGUCGAAACGGCUCUGAUGUUGUUCUUGUUGAUACAGCUGGUAGAAUGCAGGACAAUGAACCAUUGAUGCGAGCUUUGGCAAAACUGGUCUAUGUAAAUAGCCCAGAUCUUGUCCUUUUUGUUGGUGAAGCACUAGUUGGGAACGAUGGUGUGGAUCAGCUAUCAAAGUUUAACCAGAAACUAGCUGAUCUCUCGCCAUCUCCAAAUCCCAGGCUGAUAGAUGGAAUCCUGCUCACGAAGUUUGAUACUAUUGAUGACAAGGUUGGUGCUGCAUUGUCAAUGGUCUAUAUAUCCGGGUCACCUGUCAUGUUUGUUGGAUGUGGACAGUCCUAUACCGACUUAAAGAAGCUGAAUGUGAAGUCUAUCAUCAGGGCGCUCCUCAAAUGAUGAUUUUUAUCUAAUCCUGUCGCUUUAAAUCUAAGCGCAUAUGCAAUGAAUGUUUUCUUUUAUGCUAGAACUUCCAUACCCAUGUUUUCUUUUAUGCUGGAACUUCCAUAAUCCAUACCCAGUGAGAUCUUGUGACUUUAAAGCUGGGAUGCUUGGCUGUGUGUCGGUCCCUUGUGGCUACAACUUAACUAGAAUAUAAAUACUUUCUUUUCCAGACUUA
This is a messenger RNA of Daucus carota subsp. sativus, 2363 nucleotides long. RefSeq lists its product as uncharacterized. Gene Ontology annotation, molecular function: ATP hydrolysis activity; GTP binding; GTPase activity. Gene Ontology annotation, biological process: SRP-dependent cotranslational protein targeting to membrane; intracellular protein transport. The record is from RefSeq and is a predicted model, not a curated record. Gene Ontology annotation, cellular component: endoplasmic reticulum membrane; signal recognition particle receptor complex. Lineage: Eukaryota; Viridiplantae; Streptophyta; Magnoliopsida; Apiales; Apiaceae. The transcript has 9 exons. Bases 248 to 2143 code for a protein of 631 amino acids.